This is a messenger RNA of Hyaloscypha bicolor E, 1497 nucleotides long. RefSeq names its product WLM-domain-containing protein. Bases 96 to 1151 code for a protein of 351 amino acids. The record is from RefSeq and is a predicted model, not a curated record. The transcript has a single exon. Gene Ontology annotation, molecular function: proteasome binding. NCBI's taxonomy places the organism in Eukaryota, Fungi, Ascomycota, Leotiomycetes, Helotiales, Hyaloscyphaceae.
AACUUUCUGGUAAUCAGAACAAUGAACUUGUAUUUUGCAAACAAAUACCAUCUCAAUCUCUUCCUAUUCCACUUACACUUCCAUACUUAGUGAACAUGGCAACUGAUAUGCAAGAACCCACCAUGUCUACUGACACUCAGGAUCUAGUCUCGGUUACCUUCACACACCAUGGCCAACCUCAUACCUUCCAAUUCCCCACCGAUGCCACUAUCUCAGACCUCUCAGAUGAUAUCGCCGACAGCUUGUCAAUACCUCCCUCGAACCAAAAGAUCAUGGUCUCGAAAAUUGGCCUCCUCAAACCUCCAUUCAAAGAUCCGAACCUCCCAAUCACCUCGAUAGCAGACAAGAAGAUCAUUUUGAUGGGAAGUACAGCGGAUGAAGCCUCCUCAAUAGCAGAAGCCGCCGAGCACACAUCUCGACGAGCAAUCCGACGAAGUAGACCAAUGCAAAAAGUCCAAGCGUACAAAUCCCACGACUGGAAGAAAGAGCAAGAAGAAAGCCAAUACACUUUCCUCACUCUCCGACCCUUGUCAUACCUCCCAAACCCCUCCAAGUCUCUACAGUUCCUGCAAAGGUUGAAAGACGAUGCGGGGAUCAAGGCAGCGAUGAGGAAACACAAGUUCACGGUCCCGCUGCUCACGGAGAUGAAUCCCGUCGAACACACGCAGUCCAACCAUGAAGGCACAACACGCACCCUUGGGCUGAAUCGAAAUGCGGGAGAGGUCAUUGAGUUGAGGUUAAGGACUGAUGCGUAUGAUGGAUACAGGGACUACAAGACGAUCCGGAAGACGCUUUGUCAUGAACUGGCACAUAAUGUACAUGGUCCCCAUGAUAGGAAUUUCUGGGAUCUGUGCAAGCAGAUAGAGAAGGAGGUUGAGGGAGCGGAUUGGAGGAGUAGUGGUAAGACAGUGGGGAAUGAUGAGGUUUAUGAUGGCAAUGGGGAAGAGGAUGUGGAUGAUCAUGGUGGAUGGACAGGGGGCGAGUUUGUGCUUGGUGCGAGUAGUGCUAGAGGUGCGGAGAGCACGGGGAAUGCGGAUACAGGGGGCAUGAGCAGGCGGGAGAUUCUGGCGAGGGCGGCGGAGGAAAGGAUGAAGAGAUUGAGGGAGCAGCAGCAGGAGGGUGGGGGAGGGCAGAGCAGUGGAUCUUCUUGAUGAGGAGAUGAGGACUUUACUUGCAUUUGAGCGUCGGCGUUAAAAGACCCGGAUUAUGGGAUACCGGUAUGAUUUUGGAAAUCCUUCUUUUCAAUGUAAUGAAAUUGCUUGUUUCAUCUUACGUCGCCCUUUUGCGUGUUCAUCAUUGGAUAUCGUGUCCUUGAGGAUGAGCAGUGCACUGUUUACACCCAUUUCCAGUCGACGAAGGCGGAAUUCUGAGUAGAGAAAUAGAAGCGGUAGAGACAGCGGUUUUAUUUGCACCUCACUGCUGGCUUACAAUUCCUCGAGCUCCCUUUUACGUCCCCUUGAACCAUGGUCCCUACCCCGUACCAGCAUUAUAACGUCA